AUGCAUCCGGCACCCUGCUCUCUGUUGGUCGCGGCGCCUCGCUCUGCUCGAGGCUUCCAGCAGCUGGCUGGUCACCUGUCGCUGCGGCUGCGGCCUCGGCGGCGGCUCCUCGGAUCGGCGGCGGCGGUCCAGGCUCACGAUCACGGCGACUUGGCAGAGGCCGCGGCGCCCAUCAAGACCGGACGUGGCGUCCGGAUACGCGAUGCGAAACCCUUCUCCGAAUUCCUGACCGACACGUUUCACCGAUCCCACGACUACCUGCGCAUCUCGGUGACGGAGCGGUGCAACCUGCGGUGCGUGUACUGCAUGCCGGAGGAGGGAGUGCCCCUGUCUCCGAGCAAGGAGCUGCUGACGACGGCCGAGAUCGUGCUCCUGUCCUCCCUCUUCGUCUCCCAAGGUGUGUCGAAAAUCCGGCUGACGGGAGGCGAACCGACGGUGCGGGCCGACAUCGUGCCCCUGAUGCACCGGCUCGGCGCCUUGCGGUCACAAGGCUUGAGGGAGCUGUGCAUCACGACGAACGGCAUCUCGCUCCAUCGGAAGCUGGACAGCAUGGUCGACGCCGGCCUGACGGGCGUCAAUCUCAGCCUCGACACGCUGGACCCCUGGCAGUUCCAGAUCAUGACGCGCCGAAAGGGUCUCGACGCCGUCCGGAAGAGCAUCGACAAGAUCCUGGAGCUCAACAGGCUAGGCGCAGGCAUCAAGCUGAAGAUCAACUGCGUCGUCAUGCGAGGCGUCAACGACGGCGAGAUCAUGUCCUUUGUCGACAUGACUCGAGAGAAGGACAUGGAAAUCCGAUUCAUCGAGUACAUGCCCUUUGACGGGAACAAAUGGAGCAGGGCGAAGAUGGUCAGCUACGCGGAAAUAUUGGAUGUUAUUCGGGAGAAGUAUCCGACCCUCGGCAAGGUGCGCGACGACAAGAACGACACGAGCAAGACGUGGCACAUUCCCGGCUUCGCCGGCCGCAUCGGCUUCAUCACGAGCAUGACGCAUAACUUUUGCGGCACCUGCAAUCGGCUGCGCAUCACGAGCGACGGGAACCUCAAGGUCUGCCUCUUCGGGAACACGGAGGUAUCGCUCCGCGACAUACUGCGAAAGUCCAACCAUGGCGAGCCGGUCGACGAGGAGGCCUUCGAGACGUUGCGGCGCAUCAGCUCGAGUCGACAGCACGGUUCGGCACCAAACGAGGUCGAGCUUCUCGACGCCAUCGGCACGGCGGUGAAGGGGAAAAAGGCCAAGCACGCAGGCCUCGGCGAGCUGGAGCACAUGAAGAAUCGGCCCAUGAUCUUGAUAGACGAUGGCCCCAGGUUUCUGCCGCCCAUCGUGCCAGCACGAGUGCGACAAAUACUUGGCAGCACGGCCCUGCUUCCGUCGAUGCCCCGGUCACGCGUCCACUCAUGCAAAGGCCGGCAGAUGUUCUCCACGUCGCGGCGCCGAGGGCAGACCAAAUCUCGAGACUCGGCAUCUCGAGAGGCGGCUCGGGAAGGUCUUGGUCUCACUCACGUGUCGGCGUCGGGCUCGGCACGGAUGGUUUCGAUUUCCGAAAAGAGCAUCACGUCGCGCGUGGCGACGGCGGCAUGCACCGUCCGAUUCUCCAGCGACGUGGCCCCGAAGCUCAUCGAGGAUGACCAGAUGAAGAAGGGCGACGUGCUGGGCGUCGCCCGCGUGGCAGGCAUCAUGGCCGCCAAGCGGACGGCCGAUCUCAUCCCGCUAUGUCACCCGAUCGCCAUUUCUCACGUCAAGCUCGGGCUGCACGUCAGGCCGGCGGCGGCGGAAGGUGGCGAAGGGUGGCCGACUGUCGAAAUCCGGGCCACGGUAACGUGCGACGGGAAAACCGGCGUCGAGAUGGAGGCACUCACGGCGGCGGCCACGGCAGCCCUGACGGUCUACGACAUGUGCAAGGCUGUCGACAAGGAAAUGCGAAUCGAAGGGUUGCGCGUAGUCUUGAAGGAUGGUGGAAAGAGUGGGCGGUGGGAGACGGAGUGA
Molecule: messenger RNA, 1983 nt
Organism: Drechmeria coniospora
Lineage: Eukaryota; Fungi; Ascomycota; Sordariomycetes; Hypocreales; Ophiocordycipitaceae
Product: molybdenum cofactor biosynthesis protein 1 B
Exons: 2
Coding region: 1-1983 (660 amino acids)
Biological process (GO): Mo-molybdopterin cofactor biosynthetic process
Molecular function (GO): GTP 3',8'-cyclase activity; cyclic pyranopterin monophosphate synthase activity; metal ion binding
Source: RefSeq, a predicted model, not a curated record